AUUACGUCAUUUAUUUUUAUCGUUGGUAUUCCAAAGCAAGUUCAACAGAUUUUGGUCACAAUUCACGCAUUUCAAUUCUUUACUAGGACAAUAUCCAGUUUUUUCUUCUUAUUUUUGUUUUUUGUCAAUUAAUUGAUAAUAGAACCGUAAAAUCAUCCUAGAUCGGUCAAGAAGAAAUUAUGCUAACUCGUGUUAGAAAUAUUGAGAAGUUCGUCUCGUAGUAACAUUUUUCAUGGCGUAAUAGAUAUUUUGAACGAGGACAAAGUAACAAACUACUUGCUGGAUCACAGAAAUCAUGUGGAAGUGGAAUUAUCUGCCGUAGAAAGCAAAGUAUAGAAAAUAACGAUGCAGGCAAAGGAGCUGUGCAGCAUAUCAGUAUCACCGUUAGUUACAGCACCUUUUUCUGUACAAUGGUCUGCAGAUAACCACACAUCCAUUCUUACUGAAAAAGGAGUGCAUGUAUUUGAGUUGAUACCUGCUCCAUCAUCCGUGUACCCAACGUUUAAUUUUUCACGUUCAUUUAUUCACCCAUCGGAAGUACUGCCGGCGCAAUCGUUGAAUGAAGAAGUUGAUACAGUAUUAUGGAAGUUGGAACGAGUGGAAUUUUACCUAUUUUUAAUGGAAGAAGCCAUAACGCCAAGUAUAAAUGGAGCAAGAGACAUGGAGCCACGAGUGUUGAGCUUGGGCUGGUCCCCUUGGCGCUUGACGAGUCCCUAUAAAUGCCUGUUGGCAACCGUCACAUCAGCCGGAGCUGUUGAUAUUCUUGUAAAAGUGUCAAAGAACUGGUUUUCUAUUUGCGAUCUUUCAGCGGCUUGGAUCACUAAUAUUCAUGGUGAAUCCAGUGGCGAAGUUAGGGCCAAAUUGAUGACGACCCCACCUACUGAGCUGAGAGAUCACCUAAGGCGUUUACAAGCGACCGCAAUUUGUUGGAGUGAAUUAUAUGAAUCAGGGAAGGAAUGCUUUGCUUAUUUGGUUGUAGCAUACCGUAAUUCAGAAAUAGUUGUGUGGCGUAUCCCCGAGCUGCGACACGACUAUGAAAAAUUCAAACCUUCCAUUGCCUUCCAAAAGAUUAUGCGCUGCAACAUAAGGAUUAAUUUAUUAAAGUGGAUUCAUUGGGAAAAAGAAGUACUUAUUGUUCUGGGGUACUCAGAUGGCCAAGUUGACGCAGUUUUACUUGAUGCCAUUGAUGAUGAGUCCACAAACUGUACAGUAAUCAAAUACUGGCCUGAUGCAGAUCGCAUUCCUGUUAGCUGCAUCGAAGUUUGGAAUAGCGCGGAGCAUGGGAUGCUAGUUGUAAUUUGUAAGGGUUCUUAUUUGAGUGUGCUGCGACCAUCUCAUAACGGCAGUAUUACAGAUACAUAUGAUAUUCAUAUCAGAGGCUAUUCUAUAACAGGUGUGGUUGAAGCAAGCGACAGAGUAUUACUAAUUACAACGCAAGAUGGUUGCUUAUUUGCAGUUAGUUUUGAGGAUAAAAAUUUAGUCUACAUUGAUAUUAAAAACAAUUUACCAUCAGCUCGUGUUCAGUACUUGGGCCUUUCAUGUUCGUACAACAAAUGUUUAUUUUUCAAUGUAACAAGUCCAGACAUUAUGCACGAUCAUUUGAUCAACCGAGAACCCAGCACACUGUGUAUAUUUACAAUGGAAGGAAAUCCAAAAUGGAAUGCUCGUGAUGUGCUGAUGAAGAAUGAAAGCAGAUCAAUAAUGAGAUAUUGGGAUUGUCUGGAAUCGAUCAGAGUUCAAGUUCUCAAGUCCCAAGAUCCUCCUGACAUGUUGUUUUCAGCUACUGAAAACUUGGACAAAUUAUCGGACUACCAUCUGCGUAUCGCCAUGUGGACUUCUAUGAUAGCAGAAUCUUAUGAGAAGAAGAAAUUUCCAAGAAGAAUCGCAGAAACUGUAGAAGAAACAUCAGAUGCUCAUCCCUUAAUUUUCCUGCGCUUGGCGACCAGACGCCUGUUGGAAUUAGGAUCUAAGAAAGAUUUGUCGACAAUGCAAUAUCGUUGCGCCAGUCUACUGCGCUCAUAUAUCGAGGUCUAUUUGGCUGGAGAAGAAGCAGACGAACAGGAAGGAGGAAUUGAAACUGUAUCUAUUCAAAACGCAAAGAAAGCUUUGAGCUUUACAGACCAUCUAAGUCGAAUGGAACUUGAACUUUGUGACAUAUGUGGCGAAAUAAUAACAGAUAUUUCGUGGAAAGCAACCAGCUGCCCAUCAGGCCAUAAACUACCUAGAUGCGCUAUAACUCUGCUCCAAGUAUCUACAGUAACCUAUCGAAGCUGCCCAAUUUGUGCACAAAUACUCCAUCCUUCCUUGGAUGAAGAAUACGACGAACCACUUUGCCCAUAUUGUGAAGUACCAGCUGUGUACGACAGUCGUGUAUUGAAUACCAAAAAAAAGUGUGGAUCGCCUGUUAGAAAUUUAUCUAAACGACGGGCUACAACAUUACAACACCAAAAAAUUCAGGAGUCAGAUAAAUCGAACGAAAAUUAGAAGAAACGCGGAUGACGGGAAGACAUGAAUAGUUUUCCUUUAAAGAGGCUACAGCUGUUUGAAUUCCAUUCUAAAUAAAAAUACGUUCAACAAUGAUCAAAUUGCGUAUACUUUGCAAUAAUAUCUAAAAUUACAG
Molecule: messenger RNA, 2620 nt
Organism: Neodiprion fabricii
Lineage: Eukaryota; Metazoa; Arthropoda; Insecta; Hymenoptera; Diprionidae
Exons: 4
Coding region: 346-2484 (712 amino acids)
Biological process (GO): transcription initiation at RNA polymerase III promoter
Cellular component (GO): transcription factor TFIIIC complex
Molecular function (GO): histone acetyltransferase activity; protein binding
Source: RefSeq, a predicted model, not a curated record